AUGGGAGAACAGAUGGAGACUAUGGUAUUGAAAUUUGAUGAUUCCCGCAAGAAGGUUGUUCUUGCACUGGGACAGGGGGAAACCAUCAGGAAGCUACAAGAGGUGGCUGAGGGCGGGGAAAGAGAUGGUUCAAAAGACCCCGUCUGGGCGCCGCCGGAGUUCGACCCCGAAUAUGCGUCAUAUAUGAUCGAGUCCUCCCCGGGUGUUCCUUAUUCCCCGGAUCUGAGUUCUCUGCUAUGUGUCGAACGAUCCCUCGCUCGACGAAGGGAGAUGAUCAAUUCUCAUCUCCCGGAAGGCUGCAGGCUUCUCACGUUAUCCAGUUUCCCGAGGCUGGGGGCUGGGGGGGAAUGGUCGGACCCGCAGUUCUCCACUGCGUCAGCAACCUCAAAGAGCGGACACGAACGAAGUACUCUGCCUACGGAGGUCGUUAGUGACCAUCCAAGGUAUUCUGCGGUCGAGAGGGGGAUCGAGGGCCGCAAAGGGAGGAGGAUUCAUGCGAGCAUCCCGGUUUACAAGGAUGAGAAGACUCCGGAGAUCUUGGACGAGCACUCGGCUAGCAGGGAACCCGGAGCAAUCUACAUGGACGCUCUAGUCUUUGGUGCCGGAUGCUGCUGCCUCCAGGUUACUCUCCAGGCGCCGUCUCUCGCCCACGCAAGGCAGUUGUAUGACGCCUUCCUUCCCCUUGCACCAGUCAUGCUAGCACUGAGCGCUGCGAGCCCAGCGUUCGCAGGAUGGUUGGCAGAUGUGGACGCAAGGUGGGACGUUCUUCGGGAAAUUGUGGAUGACCGGACUGCCGAGGAGGAGGGGCUGGCACCCCUGGAGCAAGGGUACCAGCGGCUCCCCAAAAGCAGAUACGACUCUGCUUCGUCCUACCUCGGCUCCGGUCCGUCUAGGGCGUCAGAGGUGGAGAAGUACAAUGACGUGCCUCUGCCCUUGAAUCAGGAAGCGUAUGAGAAGCUAAGGGCCGGUGGUGUGGACGAGUUGAUGGCGCAGCAUGUCGCGCAUCUGAUGGUGAGGGAUGCGCUGGUGCUAAUGGAAGAGCGGGUGGAGGGAUUAAAGGAGGAAGAAGGGGAGAAUUUGGAGUACUUUGAGAACAUCCUCUCGACCAACUGGCAGACUGUCCGACUCAAGCCCGCCUCAGCAGACGGCAGCACCGGCUGGCGGCUCGAAUUCCGAGCAUUAGAAGCCCAGCUCACAGACGGAGAAAACGCAGCUUUGUGCAUCUUUUUGGUUCUCCUCGCUCGCGCGGUGUGGGAGUUUGAUUUGGAGUGGUACGUCCCUGUUGGGGAGGUGGAUUUAGGGAUGGGGAGGGCGACGAAGAGGGAUGCACUUAGGAAAGAGAGGUUCUCGUGGUGCACGGGAGUGGGGGAAGAUACGCGUAAGGGAGACACUUGCGAGCUCAUGACAGUGAACGAGAUCAUCAACGGCAAGGAAACCACACCCGGUCUGCUCGCCCUCGUGCACAAGUACCUCAGGGCAGUCUCCUGCCCCCAAAGAGUGUAA
Molecule: messenger RNA, 1503 nt
Organism: Dacryopinax primogenitus
Lineage: Eukaryota; Fungi; Basidiomycota; Dacrymycetes; Dacrymycetales; Dacrymycetaceae
Product: GCS-domain-containing protein
Exons: 6
Coding region: 1-1503 (500 amino acids)
Biological process (GO): glutathione biosynthetic process
Molecular function (GO): glutamate-cysteine ligase activity
Source: RefSeq, a predicted model, not a curated record